Messenger RNA from Arachis duranensis, 1422 nucleotides. RefSeq lists its product as uncharacterized. Bases 1 to 1422 code for a protein of 473 amino acids. NCBI's taxonomy places the organism in Eukaryota, Viridiplantae, Streptophyta, Magnoliopsida, Fabales, Fabaceae. The transcript is spliced from 3 exons. The record is from RefSeq and is a predicted model, not a curated record.
AUGACGGAGGCCGAUCUUCAGAGGCUCCGUGAUCAGGGGGCGAUUUGUGGUGGCGGUGAUGCGGAGCGGCAGUACGAGCUUGCCCUCCCGGAUGCCGAUGAGCGUGUUGGCUAUCUGAAUCUUGAUUCACCCACUGUGCCGGAUUGGAAGUGGGUUUAUGAGUCGAUGUUUACUCGGCUCAGCGUGCGACUUCCUUUUUCGCCGUUUGUUCAGGAUUUGCUGAGUCGGUGUUAUGUGGCGCCGUCUCAGCUUCAUCCGAAUAGCUGGGCCGCCGUCUGGUCUUUUGAGCUGAGAGAGUAUUUUAAAGUGCGCCCUGUCCAGGGGCAUCAUCCAUUUUGGCUGACGUUAGAGGGUGAGCACCGGUUUCCGACCUAUUGGAACUUCGGUGCCGGUCCGUCGGUUUUGACUAAGGUCACCUAUGAUGUCUUGUCUCCUGAGGAUAAGGAUAUUGCUAGUGUCUUGUGGCAUUUGUUCGGGGAGCGCCCGUUAAAUCCUCGGGAUGUCAUGGGGGAUCUUGAGGCCUGUCGGACGUAUAUUGUUGAAAUGGCUGGUGGUUUGACUUCCUUGUCGCGUUUGAAGGCAGCGAUGGAUCAGGAGGAGGGGUCGUCGGCAUCUCCUGCUAACCCUGCCUCCAACCCCGCUGUGGAUUCCCGAGCUGUUUCUCAGGAGGUGGUUUCGUCGGGAGUGAGGGUUGGUGCUCGGGCUUCACCUGGUCCUGUGAGCUCGCCUGAAGUUGUUGUGGUGACGGCUGUCGAGGCUUCUUGGAAAAGAAAGAGGCCUGAGGAGCCUAGUAGUGAGACCUUUAGGGAGGAGGGUGUUGUGCCUACUGUGAUGGACCGCCGUUUUGAUGCUUCGGGGUUCAUAGAUCAGCACUUGAUGCCUGGAACAGAGCCAUUUUUUUAUGAUUGUGAUGUUUCGUUCCAAGCUAAGUCGGUGUAUCAUGCCCUCCUUCGGUCUGCUGUUAUCGUUCGGAAGGCUGAGCCCGUGAUGGCUCAGGUCGAUCUGUUGGACAAGAAGCUCCGUCAUUCUCAAGCUGAGGUGGCUAAGUUGAAAGAGCUGUUUGAAGCUGCCGAGGUGGCGAGGGAGAAGGCAGUGAAGUCUUCCGAGGAAGCUGGGGCGGAAAUUCUACGCCUUUCCGAGGUCGAGACUUCGCUUCUUUCUCAGCUGAGUGCGGAGCGGCAACGGGCUUCCGAUGCGGGUUCUCAGGCUGCCGUGAUUCUUGGCGAGCUGGAGGUUUUGAAGGCCAAAGUUGCUGCUCUAAAGAAGGAGAAGGCGGAGUUGUUGGUCGACGCGAAGGGAGCUAUCGUGGCCACCGAGAAAACAAUGAGGGCUCAAGCUUCGGUGCUGGCCCCGGGUGCGGAUGUGUCGGUAAUGGGGGCUUUCAAGACUGUCCGUGAUGGCCAGAUUGUUGACCUUGCAUAG